This is a messenger RNA of Nymphalis io (European peacock), 415 nucleotides long. RefSeq lists its product as uncharacterized. The coding region runs from base 26 to 391 and encodes 121 amino acids. The transcript is spliced from 4 exons. NCBI's taxonomy places the organism in Eukaryota, Metazoa, Arthropoda, Insecta, Lepidoptera, Nymphalidae. The record is from RefSeq and is a predicted model, not a curated record.
AAACUAAGCCACAAUUUUAGAAGCAAUGGCGAAAGAUCUCGGUGGGCCGAGAUAUGAUCCGAACACAGAGGCAUUCCAGUCUCGGGCUCAGUGGAAAAAAGUAGACAACUGUCGAAAACAGUGGAUUGAACGUUGGAGAUGGUUACUUGAUGAAAGAAAACAGGCGCAGAACGAAGCGGAUGCGAUUCGUCAGGAGGUUGCCGCUGUUUUGCCACAUGUCACGGGCAAAUUGGAAUCCACGAAAUCAUUGAAACCAGUGCCUAUCGUAUCGUCGGGCAUUAUCGGCUGGCUAGCUGCCAAACCUGAUUGCCAGUUAGAAAUUUACACGUCUUGGAUCUCGAAGAUUCCAUUGAAACUUCCAGAUGCUUGGGAUGACAAAAACUAUGUCUAAUAAAUGCAUUAAAACGAAGUUCAA